Molecule: messenger RNA, 252 nt
Organism: Prunus armeniaca (apricot)
Lineage: Eukaryota; Viridiplantae; Streptophyta; Magnoliopsida; Rosales; Rosaceae
Source: the annotation of a GenBank genome assembly
AUGACAAGUGUAAGGCUGAGAUGCAAUAUUAAGUGUGUGCAUCCAGCUAAGGCUAACGGUCAUGCCCAGUACUUGGAAGAGAUACUAAGGGUGGGUUUUUCUCAUCCUGCAGUUGAAGAGAUCAUCAUGUUUGUAGGUCCAUUGGCAGCUGGUUUUAAUGUUACCACACUUGCAGAUAAAAACCUCAAAAAUACUCCAGCAGGAGAUGUUGUGGAUAAACUGCUUGAUGAGUGGAACUACUCCAAGCCUUAG